CCUCCUCCCCCGCCCUCUCCGCUGAGGAUGGAAGUGACGAAAGCAGCCGAGGAGGUCACUUCCUGCUGGGGUGGAUGAGGAGGAGCCGGAGACGCCGCGGAGGAGACCGGACCGAAGACGGACCGUGCGGGGGAGAGCAGGAGGGUGAAAAUGAAAGCAGGCUGUAGCAUCGUGGAAAAGCCAGAAGGAGGUGGAGGGUAUCAGUUUCCUGAUUGGGCCUAUAAAACAGAGUCGUCCCCGGGUUCCCGGCAGAUCCAGCUGUGGCACUUCAUCCUGGAGCUGCUGCAGAAGGAGGAGUUCCGCCAUGUCAUCGCCUGGCAGCAGGGAGAGUACGGGGAGUUUGUCAUCAAGGAUCCAGACGAGGUGGCCCGCCUCUGGGGCCGCAGGAAGUGCAAACCACAGAUGAAUUAUGACAAGCUGAGCCGGGCCCUCAGAUACUAUUACAACAAGAGGAUCCUUCAUAAAACAAAAGGGAAAAGGUUUACUUAUAAAUUUAACUUCAACAAGCUGGUGAUGCCCAACUACCCAUUCAUCAACAUACGGUCAAGUGGUGUGGUUCCCCAGAGUGCGCCACCAGUGCCAGCAGCCUCUUCCCGCUUCCACUUCCCACCUCUGGACACCCAUUCUCCAACUAGCGAUGUGCAGCCAGGGCGGUUCUCUGCUAGCUCCCUAACUGCUUCUGGCCAGGAGUCAAGCACUGGCACUGAUAGAAAGGUGGAGCUUUCGGAGCUGGAGGAUGGCUCAGCCGCUGACUGGCGCCGGGGUGUGGAUCUCAUGUCCUCCCGGAAUGCUGUCGGCGGAGGGAUUGGCCAUCAGAAGCGCAAGCCUGACAUCAUGCUUCCCCUGUUCUCUAGGCCAGGGAUGUACCCUGACCCCCAUAGUCCCUUCGCCAUCUCUCCCAUCCCCGGCCGUGGAGGCGUCCUGAAUGUCCCCAUUUCACCAGCCCUCUCCCUGACUCCCACCAUCUUCUCCUAUAGCCCGUCGCCAGGCCUGAGCCCCUUCACCAGCAGCAGUUGCUUCUCCUUCAACCCUGAGGAAAUGAAACACUACCUUCAUUCUCAAGCCUGUUCUGUGUUCAACUACCAUCUGAGUCCGCGGACAUUUCCUCGUUACCCGGGGCUCAUGGUUCCACCGCUGCAGUGCCAGAUGCAUCCUGAGGAGUCAACCCAGUUUUCCAUCAAGCUGCAGCCCCCACCUGUCGGGCGGAAGAACCGGGAGAGGGUGGAGAGCAGCGAGGAGGCAGCGCCUGUCACUGUUCCCACGCUGGCUCCUGUUCCCCCGAGAAUUAAGGUGGAACCAGCCUCUGAGAAGGAUCCUGAGAGUCUCAGGCAGUCGGCACGAGAAAAGGAGGAGCGCUCUCAAGAAGAGGGCAGUGUGCCAAGCAGGACCACAGAAGAGGAAAAAGGCACCAUCUUUGCCCGCCCGGCUGCACCGCCUGUCUGGCCCUCUGUACCCAUUAGCACCCCAAGUGAAGAACCCCUAGAGGUGACUGAAGACGGUGAGGACAGGCCUGGCAAAGAGCCCAGUGCACCUGAGAAGAAAGAAGAUGCCCUGAUGCCCCCCAAGCUUCGGUUGAAGCGGCGCUGGAAUGAUGACCCUGAAGCCCGGGAGCUGAGUAAGAAUGGCAAGUUCCUCUGGAAUGGGUCAGGACCCCGGGGCUUGGCAACAGCUGCUGCUGACGCUUAGAACUGGAAGUUGAUUGGGAGCUGUUUAUACUAUAAUCAAACACAUACAUGUAUUUAUGUAGCAAGAUUUCAGGGUGGGGGGCGGGGAGGGAAUUAGGCUGGUUUGAUCCUUCUAGGGGCAUAGACUUGUAUUUUUAUGUUUGGGGGAUAGGAUGGGGUAUCUUCUGUUGUAAAUUAGAUGGGAUGUGAACACACUUUUUUUCCUGGUGAGUAGGACAUGGGAAGGGUAUUGAACUGAAAGAAGAAAGAGCCUCUGUUUCCUGUUGAGGCUUACGCUUUCUGACAAACUCCCAGAGGGCCAAGAUACUAUUUGGCCCCAUGAUAGUUCGGGUUCCAGACUUGUUUCUUUUCUAUUGUAUUUAUGUAUGGAAAGCCAUUAAUGAAUUUAUUUUGCUCUGAGACAUACACAUAAAAGGGAAAGGGGUGUGGUUGGGAGGUUGAGCAGUGAGAGACCAUUAAUACUUAAGUAUUUUGCCUGAAAUGUUUCUUUAUAAUUAUUUCAGGGGAGGAAUAAGAUAAUCUCAGUCUUACGGGGGCAGGAGGAUGUUCAGGUGUUGCUCUUUUUCUUUUUCCCUUUGUUGUUGUUGUUGUUUGGCUUCUUUUUUUUCCUUUUUAUAAAAUGUUUUCAGGAAACAUGAAAUGUACUGCCAGUUAGAGCGGGGCUGGCAAGGCACAGGCGCUGAGCCUUCAGCUACGUUGUUGAGACAGGAAGCCCUGCUGUGAAUUUCUUGGACAUUUCACCUACUUCACCUAUUAAGAAGCCAUGAGGAGUUAUAAACUCUUGUUCAGGGAAGAAAGAAGAGGGCAGGAGGAAGUAACCCAAUGCCUUUAAAAACAAAAACACAAAAAUGCUCUUUUUUUUUUUUUUUCUAUCGUGGGUUUGGGGAGCCAAACCAACGUGUGACUGAGCGAGUUGACUGAGAGACGUGACAGAGUUGAAGAUGUCUUUCUGCGGUGUCUGGUUCUCUUAUCGUUUUCUUAAGUCAAAGCCUUAACAAUGAACAUACUUCAACAUGAUACGGGUCUGUCAACGUAAACCUGUAAAAGGGCAUAGACAACUUUUCAGAUAAUCCAGGAGUGUUGGAAGAUGGUUAAAUUUUAAGCUGGUAUUUAAUCAUCCCCACUUGAUGUAUUGGGAUAGGUAGCAAAAAGGCAGGAUUGUGGGAGUUAAGGGCAGAUGAUACCUGGAAACACAGAAGGUAGCUGGGGGUACAAGUGGAUGUUUAGGAAGCUGAAAGAAGCGUUAGACAGACACAGAAGGCAGACAGAUGCCAAGAGGCCUGGUAUAAGUGAAACAGUGGGUGUCUGUCCUGUUGUGGUGUUGCCGUUCUUGCCAUACCCAUUCCCCUAGAUUGUACUAAUUCUCAUGAUCAAUUGACUCUCCUACAUGAGACCCCAGGAAUUGUUUCUUCAUGGGAAAUUCCCUUCCAGCAACUUCAAAGGAAUGGGAAAGUAUUGAUCUUACAUGAAGCAAAAGGAGCCUGGAUUAGGGGCAGAGAGAAAGAAGCCACAGCCAACUGUGUGUGUGUGUGUGUGUGUGUGUGUGUGCGCACAUGUAAGUACAUAGUAGUAUACAGAAAUACCUAACAUGGCUCAGAUCCACGAGCAGCGGAAAGAAGAAAUAACUGCAUCUCUGAUAGGGGCAAGGAGUGGGCACAGGGAUGUUGUCUAGAAAUUGGAGAGAUUCCUGGCUCCAUCUCAGCCUAGGUGAACUCAGUGUACUAAGAAGCACUUGAGGGUUGUCUUUUCAUGGUGGGGGGGGUGUCUAUUUUAAACUGGAGUGCGUGCGUGAGAGAGGGGCCCAGGAGAGGUUGGAGCCGGUGAGUGAGUUGUUAGGUGGCUUAAGAGGACUUGAGUCCAUCAUGCUGUUUUUCGGCAAUUGUCCUCCCCCUUGUUUGAUUCAAAUUCCGUGAGUGACUUGUCUUUUCCUGGGAAAAGGAUUAGGAGAAUGGUCUCUCACAACUCAGGCUUUGGUCAGGCUGCCUUUGGUUGGUUGUGUUUUUGUCGGUUUCUUUCUCUGUACCUCGACUUACCUCGAAUCAGAAAGCAAGCCCAGGCAGGUGGAAGAGGCAUCUCUGCUUGGCAUUGCCCAAUCUAACCAGGGAGGCUGGCUGCCCACCGUCUCUGUCCACUAGAGGGGAGGGCCGGCAGGUGUCAGCAUGAACUCAGGAAUAGAAACAUGAGGCCUUUAAAAUAAGAGGGAGAGAAAUCCGUGAUGCAUACCUGUAACCCCCUAGAACCCAAGUGCCAGAAUUAAUUCCUAGAUGCUGCUUCUGUUUGAAUAAAAAGUCACAGCUUUUACACUUGAAAAAAACACACUCAAAAAAUGUUCAACUCCAUGAAAACUGUUUUUGGCUUUAAGAAAUUGUUUGGUGUUUAACUGUUUCCUUUGAUUGCCAUUCCACCAGUAAAUUGUUGGUUGAUUUGCACUGCACACUGGGGUUGGGGGGAGGGUCCUACACAGAGCCAGACUUGGGCUUGCCCGGGAAGUGGACCAGGGGAUGUGGAGGUCACUGAUAUUUCCUGGAGCAAAGGGGUGGGAGAUAGUUUUUCUUCCCCGAGCCCACUCUGGGCAGCACCUGUCACCAGCCUGGCACAAAGCCAGGCCUUUCUCUUCCGCGAGCAUCUCAUCACUGUCCAACAGCAGGUGGAAAGGGGGGGACAACACCAGACGUAUUCUGCCUCCCCAUUUUUUCCACCUUUUGCUGUGCCAAAUGUUUUAACAUUUUGCAAAUACAGAUCUUGAACAUGUAUUAAGAACCUGUUCAUGCUAACUGUUUGCUUUUUUGACUCUAGAGAAGAAAAUAGCAGACAUCUCUUCAGGGCAUCCAGCCUUGCUGAGCUUUUUUUCUUUUUUUUUUUAAGAACGGCUAGGAGUGAAAUAUAAACAAUUCACUAAGUCCCUUCAACCCCCAGUUUUCAAGCUGCACUGCAUUAAACCCAGCUCGCUAACUAACACAGGGAAUUACUGCACCCUAGUCCUCAAUGGGCCAAGAAACUUUCAGAAGCAUUAAAAAAAAAAAAAAAAAAAAUAGUUGAAGUAUACCACUUCUCACCAAGCAGGUAGAGUCAGUUGGCUGUUUGUCCCUUGUUUUUUAUUUAUUCCAUAAUUAUGUUUGUGUUUUUUGUUUUGUAGACAGUAAUGGAACAUACUUUUAAAUUUUGUUUAAAAGAAAAAGAACUUUGAUCCAAUCUUUCAAGAACUGUUCCAUUUUUUUGUUUCUUCUUGGGGGAAAAAAAGUUACCAGUUAAUUUGUUUUGAAAUAUUUAGGCAUUCUUUGAGUUAUAAAAUUGUGAUGCAGGGAUUUUUGGGAAUUCACAUGUGAAAGAUGACUUCACUAGUUAUCCGCUUAAGCAGAAUAAAGUGUGUAUAUGUACAUAAAAUGUAAGUAAUCUUAACUCCAUUGUGCAGUGCCUUUUAGAUGUUCCGCUUUCUAUAAAGUCUUCAAAUUUUUGCAUAUAUAUAUUAUAUAUAUAUGAUGUAAUGUUAUAGAAAUAUAUGUAUAAUAUACAUAUUUUUUCCAGGGGUAUCUGAUAGCUCUGUAUUUUGUUAUGGAAGUUGAAAGAAAAAAAAGUAUUUUACCUCAGAAAUUAAAGUUAAAUAAAAUUUUAAAAAAA
Molecule: messenger RNA, 5303 nt
Organism: Balaenoptera acutorostrata (minke whale)
Lineage: Eukaryota; Metazoa; Chordata; Mammalia; Artiodactyla; Balaenopteridae
Product: ETS variant transcription factor 3
Exons: 5
Coding region: 151-1686 (511 amino acids)
Biological process (GO): cell differentiation; regulation of transcription by RNA polymerase II
Cellular component (GO): nucleus
Molecular function (GO): DNA-binding transcription factor activity, RNA polymerase II-specific; sequence-specific DNA binding
Source: RefSeq, a predicted model, not a curated record